CUUCCUGCAGUGUUGUUGGCGGGCAGAACGGGAUCGGUGCUGGUUGUUAGCGACGCUGGGGCUAUUGUGUUGUUGCACAUUGAGAGAAAGUCGACGCAAAGCACGGCACACUCACUCCUUGGGUACCUGUGUGUCGCCACUGACGCGUCUCCGGCUUGCUUCUUGCCUACAACAGGUCAAAUAACGUUGUUUUCACUCGGGCCUACCGUAAGCCCAUACGAGCGCUCCGAAGAUUUCUCUGUAAAGGCGCCCUCAGCAGACGUCAAGCUGGCGACCGUAGCAGGAAAGAAGGGCAAGAAGGCCGAGGAGGAGGAGCAGCCUGCAGCACCUCCUGCAGCUGCAGCAGAAGCAGCAGCAGCAGCAGCGGCACCACCAACACCUGCUGCCGCCGCCACAGCAGCAGCAGCAGCAGCAGCAGAGGAGGAGGAGGAAGAAGAGUAUGUAGUGGAGAAGGUUUUGGACCGCAGAGUGGUGAAGGGAAGAGUAGAGUUUCUGCUGAAAUGGAAGGGCUUCUCAGAUGAGGAUAACACAUGGGAGCCGCAAGACAACCUGGACUGCCCCGACCUUAUUGCAGAGUACAUGCAAAAACACAAGGAGAAGGAGGAGAAAAAGAAGGAGGGCAAGAGGAAAGUUGUCAGUGAGGCCUCGGGAGACUCGGAGGAGCGAGGGAGCAAGAGGAAGAAGGAGGAGGGUGAGAAGGCCCGAGGUUUUGGCAGAGGUCUGCAGCCGGAGAGGAUUAUUGGAGCGACAGACUCCAGUGGAGAGCUGAUGUUCCUCAUGAAGUGGAAAAACUCGGACGAGGCCGACCUGGUCCCGGCCAAGGAGGCCAACGUCAAAUGUCCCCAGGUGGUCAUCUCCUUCUAUGAGGAGCGCCUCACCUGGCACUCCUACCCCACAGAGGAGGAGGAGAAGAAAGAGGAGGAGAAAAAAGACUAGAUGAGUGGAGGUGGAGGAGGAGGAGGAGGUGCAAAGAGGAAAAGAAAGAGGAUGGUGCAGGGCGGGAAAUCAACUAUUUGCUGGUGAACUGUUAAUUGCCGGCAUUUGAUUCUGGCAGCCACUCUGGCAGCGAGAGUGGAGGAAAUCCAGACCGUUGGGAUUGAACUGCCAAUGUAGUUGACAGAGGAAAGCCGUUUGGUUUCCUGCCCUGGAAGGGGACUGGAGUCCUUUCCUCAAAAGAUGUUCCCACCAGUAUCUUGACUGAAAAUGUAAUUUUUGUUUUAACAGGUAUGUUGAAACUUAGUGUUUCUCUCUUUUUUAAUGUUUUUCCCUCAUCAAGAACAUGUCACCUUAUGGGAAAUGGUGCCUUUCUUCUGCUAGUAUUCCUCCUUGGCGUCUCAAGCUGAAUAUUAAACUAAAUACAGUGAAAAAUGACUAUAAAAGUAUUUGUCCCCCACAUUUGGUGACAGGUGCCUGGUGUUGGAAACACAGGGUUACAACGGAAGCUGUCGAGCUACCUCUUUAACAUGUGAAGCGAGCUGAAUGUUUGGCCGUGGCUGGCAGGUUUGUCUCUCCUCCCAAUCACCAAUCCUCAUUGACCUAGGAGAGCAUUCACUUCCCAUCAUGCUUUGCCAGGAUACAUUGGAGGGAACCUCUUUUGGAACGGAAUGAAGUGAGGCGGGGUAUUAUGGGGGAGGGAAAGAAUGAACAAAAUCCAUUUGUCUGUUUCAGUAUCGGUUCCCUUUGUGCCACCUGAGUUCUCAUUAUUUUCUAUGUUCUUUUAAUUGAACUUUUGAAACGCCAAAUUACUGUACACUCUACGCUUCCCUUUGACAUGGGCAGUUUGGACAGAAGAGUUGCAUCUAUGUGAAAAGUUUUUUCCUUGCGCGUCCUACCAGCCAGUGUGGCAGCCAACCAGCCGGUGUUAAAAUGCCCCAAUCUUUAAGUCUCCUUCCUGGCCAAUUCUUGUAUUAAAACUAAUAACCAA
Etheostoma cragini (Arkansas darter) is the source of this 1924-nucleotide messenger RNA. RefSeq names its product chromobox homolog 1a (HP1 beta homolog Drosophila) (gene cbx1a). The record is from RefSeq and is a predicted model, not a curated record. Gene Ontology annotation, cellular component: nucleus; pericentric heterochromatin. Gene Ontology annotation, biological process: negative regulation of transcription by RNA polymerase II; chromatin organization. The annotation marks the transcript as partial. Gene Ontology annotation, molecular function: chromatin binding. The transcript has 5 exons. Lineage: Eukaryota; Metazoa; Chordata; Actinopteri; Perciformes; Percidae.